Cotesia congregata is the source of this 633-nucleotide messenger RNA. Lineage: Eukaryota; Metazoa; Arthropoda; Insecta; Hymenoptera; Braconidae. The record is from the annotation of a GenBank genome assembly.
AUGAAUUCAUUGUUUUAUGGUGUAGUGGUGUUACUAUUUAUAGUAAUUGCCGAUGUACAGAGUAUAAUGUUUGAACUUCAACCAAGUGCUAAAAAAUGUAUUAAAGAAGAAAUACAAGCUCAGGUAUUAGUUACUGGUGAAUAUCAAGUAUCCGAGGCACCCGGUCAACGUGUUGACUACGUGGUAAAAGAUUCAAAGAGUCAUAUACUGUCACAAAAAGAAGAUAUUCCCCAUGACAGAAAUUUGAAAUUUUCAUUUGUCACUGAAAACUAUGAUACUUUGGAAAUUUGUUUUACUUCACAUUUACCAGCUCAUCAACGAGGCAUGAAACAAGACAUUUUAUUAAUAACUAAACAUGGUAUUGAGGCUAAAAAUUAUGAAGCGCUUGGAGAAGCCGCUAAACUUAAACCCAUUGAAGUUGAAUUGAAACGCCUAGAGGACUUGUCUGAGAGUAUCGUCCAAGACUUUUCAAGAAUGCGCCAAAGAGAAGAAGAAAUGAGAGAUACAAACGAGCAAACAAAUUCACGAGUACUGUACUUCAGCAUAUUUUCAAUGUGCUGUCUAUUAGGUUUAGCAACAUGGCAAAUAUUCUAUUUAAGACGCUUCUUCAGAGCAAAGAAAUUGAUAGAGUGA